Messenger RNA from Laccaria bicolor S238N-H82, 768 nucleotides. RefSeq names its product phosphatidylinositol synthase. Gene Ontology annotation, cellular component: Golgi apparatus; membrane. NCBI's taxonomy places the organism in Eukaryota, Fungi, Basidiomycota, Agaricomycetes, Agaricales, Hydnangiaceae. Bases 1 to 768 code for a protein of 255 amino acids. Gene Ontology annotation, biological process: phosphatidylinositol biosynthetic process. Gene Ontology annotation, molecular function: CDP-diacylglycerol-inositol 3-phosphatidyltransferase activity. The record is from RefSeq and is a predicted model, not a curated record. The transcript has 5 exons.
AUGACCAAGGCACGGCGGCGAAGAGCUUCCAUCGAACUAGUCGAUGCGAAGCAAGCUGUUGACCUGGCUACGGCUCAAACUUACUCAGAGAACGUCUUCUUAUUUGUGCCGAAUCUCAUUGGGUAUGCUCGUGUUCUCCUUGCCGGACUGUCGUUACACUUUAUGAGCUACCAUCCCAAAUACUGCACAUGGGCAUACGUUGUUUCUUGUUUGCUUGACGCGGUCGAUGGGCAGGCUGCUCGUGCUCUUCAACAGACGUCGAAAUUUGGAGCUGUAUUGGACAUGGUGACGGAUCGCUGCACUACAUCAUGCUUGUUGUGUUAUCUGGCUUCUGUUUAUCCAGCCUACGCGAUUCUUUUCCAGUUCCUCAUUGCACUAGACUUUAGCAGUCACUACAUGCACAUGUAUAGUUCAUUGGUCACUGGAUCGAGAAGUCAUAAGUUAGUAACAAGCGAUGUUAGUCGUAUUCUCUGGCUAUACUAUAACGACUCUCGAACGCUGUUUUUCAUCUGCGCGGGCAAUGAGCUAUUCUUUGUUUCGUUGUACCUCAUGAAAUGGUCGACCACGCCCAUCGGUUUAACUGGAUGGUUUGCUGGGUUUACAUAUGCGCAGCUCAUGGCGCUGUGCAGCAUGCCGAUCUGCGUGACUAAAAAUAUCAUCAACCUGGUACAAUUGUGGAAAGCUUCCAAGAUUUUAGUCGGGGUAGACUUGGCGGAAAGGGAGAUGGCACGGCAAAGUAAAGCAGCUGGGGAUGCUGCGAAAAGUUAG